GCGCAAGGAAGUGCUCAAUAACAGGGAAGUCGGCCGACCCCCACCGGAACUCCUUGUCGCUGUUGAACUCGACGCCUUCAUUUGUGUUCUGUAUGCUUCACCGGAAAAACAAUAUCGGCUUCAACUUUAUUGCCCGGAGCAAUGUUCCCGGAGAAAUCAAAGCUCAGAGAUUUCAAUAACCUCUCAAAUGCCAUUGCUUUAUCUAAGCUCCAGACUUCCAACAGUCUCUCCAGGAAAUCAUUCAGUGCUUUGGCUCAAGCUAUGCCAACCCCACAACAGAAUUACCCUCAUAAUUGUCUGCAAUUCUCUUUCGACUCUGUUACUUACACGAAAUUGAUUCAACACUCUGUUAAGUCUGGGUCUCUCGUUCAUGGCAAGCUGGCUCAUGCUCGCAUGAUCAAAACUGCUUUCAAGCCUUGUCUCUUUCUGGUUAACAAUCUUCUCAACAUGUACUGCAAGAGCGGUGAAAUGGGUCUUGCUCACCGAGUGUUUGAUAAAAUACCAAAACGGAAUAUCAUCUCGUAUAAUUCAUUAAUGUCCGGGUACACCCAGAUGGGUUUUUAUGAGGAGGCCAUAAAUGUGUUUGCUGAAGCGAGAAUGUCAGGUUUAAAACUGGAUAAGUUCACUUAUGCAAGUGGGCUAAGUGUGUGCUCUCAAACUGAGGAUCUUGAUUUGGGCAGGAUGGUUCAUGGGUUCGUUGUGGUAAGUGGAUUGAGAGAUAAGGUAUUAACAAGUUCGCUGAUUGAUAUGUACUGCAAGUGUGGAAGGGUUGACCAAGCAAGAUAUUUAUUAGAGACUUCUAAGGAAUUAGAUAGUGCUUCCUGGAAUUCCCUGAUUGCAGGUUAUGUUCAUAGAAAUGAAAGUGAAGAGGUGUUGAAACUCUUAAUAAAAAUGCAUCAACUUGGAAUGAGUUUGAAUCCUUAUACAAUGGGAAGCACUCUAAAGGCAUGCUGUAUGAAUUUUAAUAUUCCAGAGGCAUGUGGACAAAUGUUGCAUGGUUGCGCAAUCAAACUUGGGUGGGAUUCAGAUGUUGUUGUUGGGACUGCAUUGCUUGAUAUGUAUGCAAAGACUGGGGAACUGAAUGAUUCGAUAAAAAUUUUUGAACAAAUGCCUAGUCAUAAUGUUGUCAUGUAUAAUGCCAUGAUUUCUGGAUUUAUCCAAACAGAAAGUAUUAGGGAAGAACAGGCAAAUAAAGCCCUUAACCUUUUCUCUGUGCUGCUAGGGGAGGGACUGAAGCCCUCAAGGUUUACAUUCUCAAGCAUACUCAAAGCUUGUAGAGCCCUUGAAGCUUUUGAGUAUGGAAAGCAAAUCCAUGCUCAAAUCUGCAAGAACAACCUUCAGUCUGAUGAGUUCAUUGCAAAUGCACUGAUUGAGCUGUAUUUGUUGCUGGGAUCUACUGAGGAUAGUUUGAAAUGUUUUAGAUUAACCCCCAAGCUAGACAUUGUCUCAUGGACAUCCAUGAUUGCUGGUUAUUUUCGAAAUGGGCAAUAUGAGAGUGCAUUGACACUGUUUCAUGAGCUGCUGUCAUCUGGACAAAGACCAGACGAGUUCAUAAUAUCUAACAUGUUAAGUUCAUGCGUGGAUCUAGCAGCUGUAAGAUUAGGUGCACAGGUCCAUGGAUAUAGUAUUAAAAGUGGCAUUGGAAGCUUCAGAAUAGUUCAAAAUGCACAGAUUUGCAUGUAUGCAAAGUCUGGAGACUUAGAUUCUGCUAAUAUAACAUUUCAAGAGACAGAGAAUCCAGAUGUUGUAUCUUGGUCUGUUAUGAUCUAUAGCAGUGCACAACAUGGAUGUGCCAAGUAUGCAUUGAGGCUCUUUGAGUUGAUGAAGGAUUAUGGGAUUGCACCUAACCAGAUUACUUUCAUGGGAGUUUUGUCUGCUUGCAGUCAUGGAGGGCUGGUUGAAGAAGGAUUACGAUGCUUUGAAAUGAUGAAGGAUCACAGUAUGGAAAUGAAUGUUAAGCAUUUUUGCUGCAUUGUUGACCUCCUUGGUCGUGCUGGAAGGCUAGCAGAUGCUAAAAACUUUAUUCUGAAAUCUGGCUUCGAGGACAACCCAGUAAUGUGGCGAUCAUUGUUGAGUGCUUGCAGGGUCCACAAGGACAUGGUCACUGGGAAACAAGUCGCAGAGAGAGUAAUUGCGCUAGAACCUCAGGCUUCUGCAUCCUAUGUGCUUCUUUACAACAUAUAUAGUGAAGCUGGACUAGAAGCCUUAGCUGCAAGAGUUAGAGAACAAAUGAUAGAUCGAGGGGUUAAGAAGGAGCCGGGCCUAAGUUGGAUUGAGGUCGGAAAUAAAUUUCAUUAUUUUAUGGUGGGUGAUAGAUUUCAUCCCAUGAGCGAAAUGAUUUAUGCAAAGUUGGAAGAAUUAUUAGAGAAGAUAAAGAAAAUAGGUUAUGUCAAUGAAAGGCUUGUUAGUGGUGAAACAGGACUUGGAGGCAACUCAGUGAUAAACUACCACAGUGAAAAGUUAGCUGUGAGUUUUGGACUUAUUAGCUUACCAACAUUAGCUCCAGUUAGGGUAAUGAAGAACUUGAGAGUCUGCCAUGACUGUCACACAGCAAUGAAGCUUUUAUCCAAGGUGGAAGGGAGGGAAAUAAUCCUUAGGGAUCCAAUUCGUUUUCAUCGGUUCAGGGAAGGCAUUUGUUCUUGUAGUGAUUACUGGUAGAAGUGGUUGCUGUGAGGUUAGAUUUUAUAUGGUUGCUUCCUGCAACCUGAAAUUGCUUUUCCACUGCUACAAGCCCAAAAGAGAAUGAAAAUUGACUUCAGUUGCACUGAUUUGGGGAACAAGGGAUGAAGUAUUAAAGAGAAAAGCAACCAUUUGAAAUAUGAUAACUUCUAUGAAGAAGCAGUUUCAACACCAAAGAAUGUGUCACUAUAAGCCAAAUGACUUGAAAGUGAUGUUUGUAUCAUGACCUCCAUUAUUUAGCUAUCUUCACUGGAAAUUUAUAUUUCAUUCGAAAUCAAGUGUGCAGGCAUAAGAGCUUAUAGAGCCCACUUGAUGUUGACAAUGCAAAAGUAGUGCCCCAGUGAUGAGGAGAACAACAAUUUUCCUAUUAGAAGUGGUGGUUUAGUUGUUGAGAAAUCUGGGAAGAAUAUAGUAUCAGGACCAGCUGUUCAUUCUAUGGCAUUGGGUAUGUCAGAAAAAAGAUGAGAGAUUACAGUACUUAUAUGCUAGUUAUUUGUUAUGGUGAUGGGAUAGGACAUUUUGGAGUAACAACCACUGCUGAUGAUAGGAUGAUCAACAUACUGAAGAAUAAAGGUGGUUAUCAGUGUUUACAGUUAGCCCUUAUGGUCAAGCUGUAUCUGUCAAUUAGGUGACAGUAAUCAUUAACAAAUCACUAGUGACAAUUUCUAGUAAUUGAUGAUGGGCAUUUUCGAUCUUCUAUCUCUAUCUCUAUCAGGUUUGACAGCAGUCCUUUUAUAUGGAGCAAUCAGUAAACAGUGAUUAGAAAG
Rubroshorea leprosula is the source of this 3446-nucleotide messenger RNA. Lineage: Eukaryota; Viridiplantae; Streptophyta; Magnoliopsida; Malvales; Dipterocarpaceae. The record is from the annotation of a GenBank genome assembly.